This is a messenger RNA of Leishmania mexicana MHOM/GT/2001/U1103, 1944 nucleotides long. RefSeq lists its product as hypothetical. The coding region runs from base 1 to 1944 and encodes 647 amino acids. Lineage: Eukaryota; Euglenozoa; Kinetoplastea; Trypanosomatida; Trypanosomatidae. The transcript has a single exon. The record is from RefSeq and is a predicted model, not a curated record.
AUGCUUAAGCAGCUGAAGGAGACGGUGGUGUCCGCGAUCUCCUCAAACCCGCUUAACGCCUACGAACUGGAUACCUCCGGCACCACGCUUUGUGGCCGUAGCGACUUGUUCGAGAAGUGUGACGCUGUCGUACGCGCCAAUGGAAAGAAGGUGUCUAUAUUCACCCUGCGUAUAAAGAGGGUGUUGGAGCGUUGCACUGCUAGCGAGGCUCUCGCGCUGAUCAAGGUGGUGAAGGAGAGUGUGGCACUGCUGACCCACAUGCGCCACCCCGGCAUCCUUAGCAUCGAGGGUCAACUCGUAGAGGACAAGAAAAAGAUAUGGUUUGCGGCGGAGCGGGUGUCGAUGGUGCUCGCGCCAGAGAACGUUCAGGGUCUCCCUCUUCAGGUGAAACUACUGGGACUUUUCCACUGCGCCGAGGCCAUCCGAUUCCUGCACGAGAAAGCAGAGCUUCUCCUCUUCAACUUUGCCCUCUCCUCCAUUUACGUGACAGAAGACAAUCAAUGGAAGAUCGGCGACCUGUGCUUCGCUGUGCCGCGAGCUCAGCUCAGCGCACCGCCACCGCCGCCCUUCCCCUUCCACAGCGUGGCAGCGCCGCUACUGGACUACCUGCCGACGGAGUACGUGCAGUUUUGCACUAAGAAGGACGAUGCUGCCAACAGAGACCUUUUCUCUGCUGGUGCUGCGCCGCUCGUGUACCCAGACAGCGACACGUACGGCUUUCUCGUGGUAACGGUGGAAGUCCUGCAGGGGAAGCGGCUCUUCAACUGCUGCGGCAACCCACAAGAACAGCAGCGGCAGCUGAGCGCUGUCGAAGGGCACAUAUCGCGCUACUUUCCUGCCGCGGCGUUACGAUUGCCACGCCCACCGAUCUCGACGGUCGUCGUCACCGGCCCCUUCGCGACGCCGGACAUGAAGACGCUCACUGGUUUGUUCUCCUUCGGCAUCCUCGACAGCGACCCACGCUUUAGACUGCUAAAGGCGCUCUACGAUGGUCUUACGAAGGGCGAUUUCUGCGAGGCUGUCAUCCUGUCGGGCAUUGUGCCUCUCAUGGUGCAGGAGAGCAAGGUCGAUGCCAUGCUGCGAUUUGUGCUGCCAAUUCUUCUGCUGUGCGCCGGCACCCUCUCUACCAGCAGCUUUCAUCGCACCUUGCGCGAAUACUUCGUGUCGCUGCUGACUGCCAUUAUUCGUGCUCCGUCGCUACAGCCGGCCGCCGUAUACGCCGAGCAAAUUCUACAGAAGCGCGAGUGCAUCCACAAGCACUUUGCGAGUGUGGAGGACAAGGCGACGCUCAUUGUUCCUCUCAUCCUGAAGCUUAUGCCGAGCGAAGGAAAUGAGCGCCUCCAGAAAGGCAGCCUGGAGUGGUUUCGUGACGUGCUGACGCAGACCCCCACCAUCAAGCUCGGUUUGCCGAAGGACAUAGCCGCCCGCCUGCUCAACGUGGCCUCGUCCAACGCAGACUCCUUUGCACUCGCCUUUCAGUGCCUCGAGAAGAUCCUCACAUUCUCCGCAACGGAGACUAAAAUGGAUGUGGAGGUGAACCUGACGCGAACCAUUUCGAACACCGCCAUUUCCUUCACCUCCGUGCAACUUGAUUACAUGCUCGGCCUAUUGAGGGGCAUACAGGAGAAGAUGAACCCGGAGCAUCGAGCCGUCAAGUCGAUCCCGCUUCUCUGUCCCCUCCUGCUUCACACGGAUGGAACAGUGCGGCAGUUUGCCGUCGCGUCGAUUGUCAGGUACGCGCAGCUGCUCGGCAGUGGCCCAGCGCCAGCGACAGCGCCACUACCACCACCACCAUCGAGUGGCGGCUCCUUUUCCUCCUCAGCGGCGAACUCUGGAGCACCUGCAGCACUCGCUGGUUCCUUGACGCAACACGCAUUACCACCUUCAGCCGCGCCGCCUCCAGCGCGCGCAGACGACGACGUUUUUGCAUCGCUGUUUUCCUAG